Messenger RNA from Physella acuta, 6350 nucleotides. RefSeq names its product E3 ubiquitin-protein ligase SH3RF3. Gene Ontology annotation, cellular component: cytoplasm. Gene Ontology annotation, molecular function: protein binding. NCBI's taxonomy places the organism in Eukaryota, Metazoa, Mollusca, Gastropoda, Physidae. The record is from RefSeq and is a predicted model, not a curated record.
GUAAAAUGUAAGAUGCCAGGCAUGCAACACAAAUGAUAAAGAGGUAAAAUACAAGAAGGAUGCAAAAACUGACAGUCAUGUAUCAUUUUUUAUCUUGAAGUUAACUGGAUACCACCUGAUGUUUCUUGAAAGAAUGUUUUAAGCAGGCAGUUUUUCAACAUCAUUGUAAAAGUUCAUAUUUGAAAAUUAAUAUGGCUUAGCAAGAAAUUUCCAAAGUGAUGUCUCUAACAUGGUUUCUUGAAAACAGACUUUUCUGCUGCUGUGGUAUAAAUGGAUGAAAAACAAAUCAGUGAGCUUCUGGAGUGUUCAGUAUGUCUUGAGCGCCUUGAUCAAGGCUGUAAAGUGUUACCAUGUCAACACACAUUCUGCAGGCAGUGCUUGGAUGAGAUAGUGCUCACACAGAAGGAGCUAAGAUGCCCGGAGUGCAGGGCUUUGGUUACUGUUCGUGUGUCUGAUUUGCCAACAAAUAUUCUUGUCGUGAGAAUAUUAGAAGGUCUGAAGUCAAAAGGCCAGAGACCACCAGCAAGCAAUAGGCAACUAUUAAGUACUCUUGGUUCUAGUCCUGCUAAAGUAUCCAGUCCUCUACAUAGACAUGAUGUUGCUGCACAGCUUUUAAGACAGGGUUCACAACCAUGUGCUGAAGCUCUCUACAAAUACGAGCCAACUGAAAAAGAUGAUCUUCCUUUAGAAAAAGGAGACAUAGUUAUUCUUCGGCGCCAAAUAGAUGAAAAUUGGUAUCAAGGAGAGCUUCUGUCUGGUCGCAUUGGUUUUUUCCCUGCUAACUUUGUUCAGAUUUUAGUUCCACUACCUCAUCAAAUACCACAAUGCCGUGCGCUGUAUGACUUUGAAUUAAAAGAUGAAGCUGAAAAAGAUUGUUUAUCGUUUAAAAAGGACGAAAUGUUGACAGUGAUUAGAAGAGUGGAUGAAAAUUGGCUUGAAGGGCGUAAAGGGGACAAAAUUGGCAUUUUUCCAAUAUCUUUUGUUGAGUUAAAUGAUGCAGCUCGGACCCUUAUUCUGUCUAAGUCUAAUGCUGCCCAGCCAUCAUUGCCAGUGUCCAGUAGAAGUGUCACGAAGACACCACACUCAAGUGCUGUAUCUAGUACGUCAACCCCGGCUCCUGAUGAAAACUCACUGCCAGUUUCAUCUGAUGCUCCAGUGGUAUCCAGCAGUAGCCCAGAGACCCAGCCCACUUCCUCACCAACAUCUGUACCACUAGGGUCAUCUCCGACACAUGAAGUCCCAGCACAGAACAAGCGCCACUCAUUCACCUCUGUUUCACACUCUUCAUCCCCUGUCACCACAUCAGCCUCUGCUAGCAACCCCCAGCAGCGGCAUUCAGCUGAAGUAAGUUUGUCUGCGUCAGUGAGUCAUGCUCUAGUCAACCUUGACAUCCAGCCAUCCACAACAGUGUCAUCAACAAUAGAUCACCAGUCAGUUACCUCGAGAAAUACAUCAUCCCCAUCCAAUGUAUCAGACCCCACUGUAGAUUCUACUGGUAAUUUACAAUCUGGAUCUCUUACUAUUCCAUUGUAUAUAGCUUUGUACAACUAUAGACCUCAGAAAGAUGAUGAGCUGGAGCUGCAGAAAGGUGACCACUACACUGUGGCAGAGAAGUGCCAAGAUGGUUGGUUCAAAGGGGCCUGUGUUAGGACUGGUCAGUGUGGUGUGUUCCCUGGAAACUAUGUCUCUAUGGUCAGACACACAAGUGCUUUCAAGCCCGUCAGCCCAAAUAUAUUAAACAUUCGAGCUAAAGGCCCUGUAUCAACCUCAAGCAAUGCAAUACACCCAUCCUCUGGAACAGUUGAAACAAAACCUACCGCCUGUGAUCAGACCUCUAGUCAAGUUCAAGCCCCUCCUCUAAUGCCUAGGCUAGCUAGGCUAAAUACUUCAGGACAAAAAACAAAAUCACAAACUCCUCCACUUUCGAGUCCACCAACAAGAUCUCUGUCCAGCCCUGCCACCAACUCCAUAUCAACCUCUCCAAAACAUGUAUUUUCACCAUCAGCAGCUUCCUCCCAUUUUGGAUUGUCUAGGCCAUUAAUUCCAGCCCCUCCACCUUCCAUGAUCUCCUCUCCACAUCACUCAAUGUGGGCACCCCCUGGCUUGACAACACCUCAAGGCACCAGUGUUACGGCACACAGCUUAGACUCUGGUGCUGCUAGUAGUACGACUCCAGCCAAGGAAAAGAAAGAAAAGAAAGAAAAAGAAAAGAAGGGCCUAUCUAAAUUAUUAUCUGGCAAGGGUAAAAAGUCAAAGCUUUCAGUGUCCAUCAAUGAUCCAGUGCCAUCGCCUGGUGUUCCAUGUUCAGACAGUAUUACUCACGUACGUUCUGGUUCCUUUCCUGUUGACAGCUCAAUAGAUUUUCCAAUAGGGUCAAUAACUCACAGGAAGGCAGCCUCCUUUGAUGCCACUACUAUACCUCCAGUACCUGCUAAGCCAAGACCCAAAAUUGUUACAAGAGAAAGGUAUUAUUGUAAGCACCAGUACCCCCCGCAGACAGAUCACGAGUUAGCUUUAGAGGUGGGAGACAUUAUCCACGUUCACCGCAAGCGUGAUGAUGGUUGGUACAAAGGUACCCAGGAGAGGACAGGCAAGACAGGAAUGUUUCCAGCAAGUUUUGUAGAGAAAUGUGAUUGACAGAUCCCGUGUUAAGAGGAAUAUUGCAUGUCAGUUGUGUUAAAAAAAACUGUUUUCCAGAUUUUAUUGAUAUACCCUGAACAAAUUGAGUUUAACCUGCUUAAAAGAAUAUUGUUUUAUGUCAUUUAAAACAUUGGCAUAGGUUCCUUCCCCUGCUCCCUGUCUAGACUAGUUCGGAAUAUAUAUAGUGUUAAAUUGUUAUAUUAUUUAGAUGAUUAACAUUUUCAUGGGAAAAUCUAAUUUUUUUUUAGUUCUGGAUUCAAAAAUAUGUUGAAAACAUGUAACAAAACUCAACAAAGUACUAUUUAGUCAAAAAGUUAUUUUUUUUUCUUGAAAAUAUUAUUGCACAAGAGCUAGGAGCGCUCACUGAACACUAACGCUAAUGAUACACAUAUAAUCUCUGUGUAGGAGAGCCCCAUUUAUCUCAUGUCACUGUUCCAAGAUGGCUUAUUGCUUUCACUUUGUGGAACAGCUUAUUUUUUGUUGUUGAGAUUUUGGUUACAUGAAAAUACUCCUAAUACAGCUAAUAUAUUUUUUUUUUCCUCUAAAUUUUCAAAUCAUACAUAGUUUUAUUUACUCUUUUAUGUAACAAAGUUUCAUUCAUUUGUAAGUAUGCUCAGAUUCUAUUUAGUAAGUAAAAAGCAAUGCAGUAAACCAAAUUAAGGAUGUUGUUAACUAUUUCCUUUUAGUGGCCAGUUUUAUUCCCAAUGAUUAACCAAAACUACUUAUCAGACAAAUCUACAAAUGUUAACAUUCAUUGUUUAAAUCAGUAGAAGAAAGAGAUGUAACAUGAAAGUUUUCAUUAACCCUUGUAACUGCUGACUGCAAUGCUAUUGAUCUUAAUAUUUUUUGGGUGUAAAUAAUAAAAGUGGAAAUGUUUAUUUAAAGCUACCUUUGUCAAAUUUAGGGUAACUUUAUUUUUACUUUAUUAUAGUGUUAAAAUCAAACAACUUUAUUUAAACUUAUUUCUAUAGAGAAGUACUAUACUAUACCUUCUGUUGAUGAGUAAAUAAAAAAAGUUUUUUUUUACUCCUUCAUUCUUUAUUUACCACAUAUAUCAAUUCCUUCAUGACCCUCUUAUAAAUAAACUUACUUCAUACUCUGUUCAAACUGUUGAUUACCUAUGCUGAAAUUCUAUUAUUGUUAGUUACAAAAAUUGUAACUUGGUUACAAUCUAACAAGUUUUUUGUUUUGUAAAACUUAUAUGUAAGUUGGUUAGAAAUUUGAAGGUAAAAAAUAUUUUAAAAUAUAGAUUAUACGAAUGUAAAGUGUUUUAAAUUUUUUUUAAAUGUUAGUCUGUCUACAAACCACCUCAACUAACAAACAUAAAACUACCUAUUUAGAUUUUAUUUUAACGACUAGUGUGUAAUAUCUAGUUUCAUAAUUGAAAGAAAUGGUAAUUUUAAUAUUUGUAUUACAUUUAGUUUUCGGCAAUAAUUUAUAUUUAAGUCUUUCAUUGUUUUUUUUUGGUUAUGUUCCUGCUCAUAUAAUGGGAGAUAGCUCUCCAGUUAAAGUAAUGUUAGGAUUUCAAAAAUUAUAUUAUUGUUGAUGGACUACUGUUAAACUGAAUACUUUCUGAAAAAUGUGUACAAGUUAAGUUUACUGUCAAAUUUUAGGUGAAGCUAACUUUUAAAAUUUUGAAUUAUUUCAGGAUUAAACUUGUUAGAUUAGAUAUUUGAACACAUACGGUUUAAUUACAUGUAAUAUGUCAAAUUGUCUUAAACAUAUGCUUAAAGCUAUUUUAGUAAUUUAGAAGGAGUACUUUUUUUAAUUUGAAAAAAAAUGUGUUCUACUUCUCAUGGUUACAGUUAUAGCCUACAUUAAAUGCAUUUCUAAGUCAGUGUAUCUGGCAUUUAAUGAAAAGUUGCAUUUUACAACUAAGGUCUAUUUAGCAGGGAAGCUAUCCAUGUACUUUUUUUUGUGUAACAGGAUGAUAUUAUCACUUAGCAUUGUUUAGUAUUCCAUUAGCAUUAACUGACUGGAGAUUUUUAAAUGAUGUACAUAAUGUAUAUAAAUUAGCAAAUGAACAAUUGCUCUCUGAGAGAGUAUCAUUUCUCCACGGUCAAGUAAAUUAAUGUUAGUAGUUUAGAGUUCUCCCCCUUACCUAUAGAAUGAAAAAAAAAAUUCUGAUUUUUUUUUGUUUUUGUUUCUGUAUUUUGAUGUCAGUGAAUUUGACAAGUUGCUUGUAGUUUAUUCAACCCAAUGUAAAAACCAACAGGGUAAACACAGCUGUUUUAUUGUACUGUUGUUGUUUGAGAGAUAAUCUUGCCUUACCAUGGCAAACUGGAUAAGUUCAAUGUUCAACUCUUUUGUCUAGGUUGAGCUUUAAUCAGUGAUUGUAUUCCCCCCUUCCAUCAUUAAGCCCUAUUUUAACCUUAACAGCGGAUAUUUUAAUAACAAAUGUACAACAGUAUUGACAGAAAAAAUAUCUCUUCCAUUUAUUUAUCGAGUUGCACCAUCUAUAUCUAUUGUAUAAAAAUAAUGAUUUUUUUCUUUAUAAAGUAUGAAGUAAAAAAAAAAGUUGCUGGUAUAAUGUGAUAUAUGUUAAGUUGAAUUACUAUAAAAUUAUAAGAAGACAAUAUCUACACAAAACAUUGCAAUAAAAACAUUGCAUAUUCUAAGUGGUUUAUUUUUUACUGUAAAUCUCGAUCAGUUGACUGGAUAGUGAACAGAAAAACUAAAGUGUGUGCGGUUGUAUAGUCUUGUUAAAUGUGUACCGGUUGUAGUGUUCAUACUUUACAUGUGUAUAGCUUCUACAAAUUGACAUGUCUAAUUUAUUUCUCACAGCACCUCCCAAUGUUUUCCACACUCACCUGUACAAAUUAUCUUUAUGUUUAUUUAUAACUAAUAUUUGUUGAUAUAGUGUUGGUAUAGAAAAUUGUUCUGAAAUAUUAUUUGUACCUGUUAUUGAAAUUUUUUUUUUUUAGCUUUGGAUGUCUACUAAAUAUGAAAUAUGUGUACAUAUUUUACUUAUGGGGAUCUUGUACUUAAAAAAAGUUUGAAUUUUUUCUAGUUUUAAUAAAAAAACAAAACAAUGUACAAUAGAGAAAUAUUAAAAAUUAAAACAAUCUGUAUUUAGUGUACGCAACAAAUAUGUAUAGAUCUAUAUAAAAAAAUUUAGGAUCUUUUUCUGUACUGUAUAGAAAUAAUGCAUGUACGAGAUCCCCAGAAUUAUGUACAUUGCCAUGUUUAUGUGUAUUCCUAAACUACCUGUUUACUGUAAGCUGUUGGUUCUAUGGAAGAACUUUGUUUUGCUCAUUUGGUAAUGACGACCACUGCUACUGUUAGAUCUGCUUGAUCAAUCUGUAUCAUUAUAUCAAAACAUGUUUAUAUUUAUAAUCAUCACUUUUCACAAGUUUGCAUGGAUUUAAAAAAAAAAAACCCAUUAUCUUUAUUAUUCAACAUUUUUGUCUCAUAUAAAUAAAAAUAAUUAGUUAUUGUUAGAAUGGAAGUUUACAUGCUAAGGACCGAGUUGUAUUAGUGUAUUAUGAAUAGCUAGACUGUAUUUUUGUGUGUUUUUCCCCCACAUGUUCAAGUGUUCAUUUUUAACAUGUGUUAGAGGUAUAGAAGUCCACCACCAUUUUGUUAGUCAUGUUCAUUAUCCAAUCAUUUUGUGCCUCAAGGGUCAUGUGAUGUUUGUUAUAUUUUUUCUUAUUAGUGCUUGAAAUGUUUACCCAUUGAAGGCCAAGUUGAUUAAAAGUUAUACAUAUAAC